UCUUGUUGGGUUCAAAUUGAACCAAUUUGACCAAUUGGCUGCAAAUUAGAUCUGGAGGUUUAGUUGUUUUCGUUUUGGCGAAGAGAGAGUAAGUAGUAGAGAGAAUGGCCGAGGCAGUUGUUUCCUUUGUGCUCGAAAGUGUCAGAGACUUCACCAUUCAGGAAGCCAAGUUCUUGUCCGGAGUCAGCCAACAAGCUGAGGUCGUACAAACUGAGCUACAAUUGAUGCAGGGCUUCCUCAAAGAUGCAGAUGCAAGACAAGGACAAGAUGAAACAGUCCGUAUUUGGGUUGCCAAGAUUAGAGAUGCUGCUUAUGAUUUGGAGGAUGUCAUCCAAACUUAUGGCUUGAAAGUGGUUUCCAAGAAGAAAAGAGGUGUGAAGAAUGUUUUGAGAAGAUUUGCCUGCAUCUUCAAUGAAGGGGUUGAUGUUCACAGGAUUGGGAAAGAAAUUGAGAAUAUCACCACCAGAAUUUCUGAGUUGAGGUCGAAUUUGCAGAAGUAUAACAUAAAGGAACUAACAACGGACAGAGACGGUAAUGAUGGUGAAUCUUCCUUCCAAUUGCAAGAGAGGCUAAGGAGAACUCGUUCUCAUGUUGUUGAAUGUGAUGUUGUUGGGUUAGAGUCCAACGUUGAAGAAUUGGUUAUGCAUUUAGUGAAAGAUGAAAAUCGUCAUCGAGUUGUAUCUAUUUGGGGUAUGGGCGGUUUAGGGAAGACCACCCUUGCAAGACAGCUUUAUCAUAACAAAAAAGUAAGGCAACAUUUUCAUAGUUUUGCUUGGGUCUGUGUAUCUCAACGUUUUCAAGUAAGAAAUGUUUGGGAAGGAAUUUUAAUUGAGCUCAUUUCUGCAACCAAGGAACAAAAACAAGAAAUUAAGGACAUGACAGAUGAUGAAAUAGCAAAGAAGCUUUUCCUUGUUCUGCAAGAAAUGAGAUGUUUGGUGAUACUUGAUGACAUAUGGAGAAUCGAGACAUGGAAUCUUUUGAAGGAUGCAUUUCCAAAUGUGAAAACAGAGAGCACAAUAUUGCUUACAACACGCAAUCAAGCAGUAGCUUUGCCCUCGAAUAGAAGUGCUUUUCUCCACGAACUCCAGGCACUAAAUGAGAAAAAGAGCUGGGAACUAUUUGAGAAGAUAGCAAUAUCUGGAAGGGCUGAUAUCGAUUUGGGAAUUUUCACAAAGAAGAGAGAAUUAGGAAUGAAGAUGCUUCGACACUGUGCAGGCUUGCCAUUAGCCAUUAUUGUGCUUGCCGGAGUUCUAGCAAGAAAAAACACCGUUAGAGAGUGGGAGAGAGUGCAUGAGAAUGUUCAUGAAUACAUAAGGAGAGGGAUAGGUCAUGAAGAAGAAUAUGAAGGUGCAUCAUGGGUUUUGGCAUUGAGUUAUGAUGACCUACCGUAUUACUUAAAACCAUGUUUUUUAUAUUUAGGUCAUUAUCCUGAAGACUCUGAGUUUUUGGUGAGCGAAUUGACGAAGUUAUGGGUGGCAGAAGGUCUUAUCUCCUUAAGACAACAAAGACAUGGUUCGAGGGAAACAAUGGAGGAUAUAGCACAUGAUUACUUAAGUGAGUUGGUGGAAAGGUGUUUGGUUCAAGUGAGAACAAGUGGUUCAACUGGAACAAUUAAAGGUUGUCGAAUCCAUGAUCUUGUACGAGACAUGUGUUUGUUAAAGGCAAAAGAGGAAAGCUUUCUCCAGAUUAACAAUUCUUUGCAAGAAAAUAAUUCUUCUGUGGCAGCCGAGGCAGCACAAUUGGGGAAAAUUCGAAGACUUGCAAUUUACUUGGAUGAGAAGGCAGAUAGGUUGGUUUCUUCAAGAGAUGAAACAAAUGGGCACGUAAGGUCUCUUUUAUACUUUUUUCCACAAGGAUGGAUGCCAAGAAAUAUAGAAGGAUUACUAUCUCCUUUGAAGGAUUUCAAAGUGCUUAGAGUUUUGAAAGUUGAAUGUCUUAAUCAAGUAGAAGUUGAGUUGCCAAGUGAAAUUGGAAAUAUGGUACACUUACGGUUUCUAAGUGUGAAGUGGAGCGAUAUAAAAAAGUUUCCGCCAUCCCUAGGUAAUUUAGUAUGCUUGCAAACUCUUGAUUUUCGUGUUUCAAAUUAUGUCGCUGUGGUCAUCCCAAAUGUGAUAAUGAAGAUGAAACAAUUAAGACAUUUAUAUUUACCGAGGAAUUACAGAGCAAAGGGUAAGCUGGAGCUGUCUACUUUUGGCCAUCUACAGACCUUAUAUAACCUUUCAAGUGAGUAUUGUGAUUUGAAAGAUGUUGGCAGAUUAACCAAUCUUAGAAAACUGGUGAUAAUAGUGUCAAGCACUUUGCAAAAUAUGGAGGAAAUCUUAAAAUCUACGGGCAACACGCUUAACCGUAUUCGGUCUCUACUUGUGUUUGUGGACAAACAAUAG
Molecule: messenger RNA, 2384 nt
Organism: Prunus persica (peach)
Lineage: Eukaryota; Viridiplantae; Streptophyta; Magnoliopsida; Rosales; Rosaceae
Product: putative disease resistance protein At1g50180
Exons: 2
Coding region: 105-2384 (759 amino acids)
Biological process (GO): defense response to other organism
Molecular function (GO): ADP binding
Source: RefSeq, a predicted model, not a curated record